Messenger RNA from Fusarium graminearum PH-1, 501 nucleotides. Its product is annotated as vacuolar ATP synthase 16 kDa proteolipid subunit 2. Gene Ontology annotation, cellular component: proton-transporting V-type ATPase, V0 domain. NCBI's taxonomy places the organism in Eukaryota, Fungi, Ascomycota, Sordariomycetes, Hypocreales, Nectriaceae. The transcript has 6 exons. Gene Ontology annotation, biological process: proton transmembrane transport. The record is from RefSeq and is a predicted model, not a curated record. Gene Ontology annotation, molecular function: proton-transporting ATPase activity, rotational mechanism. The coding region runs from base 1 to 501 and encodes 166 amino acids.
AUGCAUACGCCGCAAAAUCAGGCAGCACACCAAAGAAGAGUCUUAUUUGAGAAGUGCAAAAUACGCAGAACUCGCCCCAAAGUUUGCACCCUUCCUUGGUAUGGUAUAGGCGCUGCAUAUAGGACGGCCAAGUCUGGUAUCAGUAUUAUUGGUGUCAGUACCUUUCAACCAGAUAUCGUACUACGAUGCAUCAUCCCAGUCAUUAUGUCUCGAAUAAUUGCCGUAUACUCACUUGUCAUUGCCGUUCUUAUCGCCGAUGAUCUCGAUCCUUCCAAAACCUACACUUUGUUCUCGGGAGUUUUACAUCUCGCAAGUGGUCUGACGGUCGGUCUUACUGGUAUUGCUGCUGGUUAUUGUAUUGGAAUUGUCGGUGAUGCUGGAGUUCGAGCUUUUAUGGAACAACCGAAAGUAUAUACGGGUAUGGUCCUCAUUCUCAUUUUUGCCGAGGUCCUUGGUCUCUAUGGGCUGAUUGUCGCUAUUCUGCUUAAUCAAAAAAAGUAG